Symbiodinium pilosum is the source of this 3135-nucleotide messenger RNA. Lineage: Eukaryota; Dinophyceae; Suessiales; Symbiodiniaceae. The record is from the annotation of a GenBank genome assembly.
AUGCAGGACACCCAGCCAAAGGCAGCUGUCCGCAAGCUCAAGGAGGGCGAGGUGCUUGAGGUUCUGAGCUGGCCGAAGAAGCACGAGGAGUCUGGCCUGAUGAGACUGCGAGUGAAGGCAAAGAUGGAUGGAGCCAUAGGCUGGAUGACCCAGAUUGCGAAGGCGGCUGAUUCGCUGUUGAGAGCGAUCAAGGAGGUGGCCUCAAGUGCGCGCACACUGCGCAUGCUGAGUUCUGAAGAGCGCUCAAGCUGCGUGUCGACAAGCGAGCCUGUGCAUGAGGCGCAGAAUGUGCAGCAAUCCUUGAGCUCAAGGGUGGUGCUCCUGGAAACUGAGCUGAAGGUGGACCUUCAAGCUUCCUUCCUUGAUCUUGCUUCCAGUUCCAUUCAGGCUGCUUGUGGUACAGUCGACGAGUUUUUCACGCUGCCUAACUUUGGCAUUAAGGGCCUCAUUUCUUUUUUUCAUUGUGCAGCUGCAGCCAUGGGCAACGCAGUCUCGUCUCAGGCUCUGCUGAAGACAGCAGUGCCUGCUUUGCACUUGGUUGUGUUGGGAGGGCUUGCUGCGGCCUGGCAGUUCUGGUUGAGUCAUACUGGCUCCCACAAUCAAAGUCCACGAAGCUUGAAAGAUUCAGAGGCAAACACAGGAGUAGCACCAGACAACGAGCACAGAUUGGGCCAAGCAAAGAAUGACUUGGAAGAUCUGGCUUCAAGUUUACAUGUUCGGCCACCCCUGUUAGGCUUGGGCGAGGUUCUCAGGAAAAUCAGAGGACAGCAGGUUGAUUCUGAAGCAGAGACACUCGCCACAGAAGCUGCACUACUUCCAGGCAAGCAGCGUAUUCACGUGAAAACCUUUGGCUGCCCGCACAAUCAGUCCGAUGGAGAGUACUUGGCAGGACAGUUGAAGGACUACGGCUACACCUUGGUAGAGACUCUUGAAGAGAGCGAUGCCAUCGUGAUCAACUCUUGUACAGUGAAGCACCCUUCAGAGACAAGAGCUCUCAAUCUGGUCUCGAAUGCCCAGCAAGCUGGAAAGGGAGUUGUACUGGCUGGCUGCGUGCCCUCCAGUGACAAGAAGCUGGCGCAGACGCUUACGGGCGUGAGCAUGUUGGAUGUUACACAACUAGAUCGAAUCGUUGAGGUGGUCGAGGAAACUGUGAAGGGGAAUACUGUGCAACUCUUGGAGAAGCGAGGAGACUUGCCUUCCCUGGCUCUGCCCAAGGUGCGUAAACAUCGCUACGCAGAGAUCAUUACCAUCAAUGCAGGCUGUCUUGGCAAUUGCACAUAUUGCAAGACCAAAAUGUCGCGAGGUAAAGUUGUCUCAUACUCAAUCGAUGCAAUCGUUGCGCGGGCUCGGGAGGCUGCUAGCCAGGGCGUUUGUCAGAUUGAGUUGGCCUCAGAGGACAUGGGUGCCUACGGCCUGGACAUCGGGACGAACAUUGCCGAGCUUCUACUUCGCUUGUCUGACGCUUUGCCUCCACAUGUCAUGCUUCGCACGGGUAUGACUAACCCGCCUUACAUAAUGCAACAUAUAGACAGGAUCAUCGAGGUGCUUAACCGGCCCAAUGUGCACGCUUUCAUGCACAUACCAGUACAGUCCGGCUCUGACCAGGUCCUGAGGGCCAUGAGACGCGAAUACACAGUUGGUGAGUUCUCCUACCUUGCAGAUCGUCUUAAAGCCGGGGUUCCCGAGCUGUUCCUCUUAACUGAUAUCAUAUGCGGAUUCCCAACUGAGAGCGAGGAGGAUUGGAAGGAGACCAUGGACCUUUGCCGAAAGUAUCAGUUUCAAGGUAUCCACAUUUCGCAGUUCUACGCUCGACCUGGAACAGCAGCUGCCAGGCUGAAGCCACUGAAGAGCCACGUGGGUAAGGAUCGAUACAGAGAGCUGGCAGACUUAGUGACUUCCACAAACCGAAAUGAGGCUUUGAUGAGCCGAGAGGAGCGGGUGUGGUUUGCAGACACUGAGGAAGAGCGAUCCAAGGCUGAGCAAGGGCAGACCGUAGGUCGAACUAAGUCCUUUGCCAAGGUCCUCGUACCUCGUGAUGAUGCGUUGCUGGGUCGUAGCGCUCUGGUCCGAAUCACUUCUACAUGCCGACUGCAUGUGGAGGGCGAAGUUUUGGGCUGCGCAGGAGCAACGCUGCGCGCAGAAGAGGCCAGCACAUCGGGCAUGCGGACUUUUGCUCGUAGUUUCUUCCACCACGACAUGCGUGCGACAAGGGAGUUGGACAAAGUGGCGAAGCUGAACCAGAUGGCACCACUUGUUAGCCAGAUCGAUGUCUACAAGGCCAAGAUAAGGAACUACGCCGCCAAGUUUGAUGAGCUCGAAAACUCCGGGCUCAAGCUGGGCGGAGACGGUGGCAAGCGUCGCCGACUGGUUCGCUGCCAGCGGCCACCAGAGGCCUUGCAGAAUGUGCCCUCUCCAAGUCGUGCAGGCGAGCCUGCCGAUCGAGAUGAGACUGCGGAAGGAGAACAUAUUGGAGUGGCCGACGGAUCAAAGCAGGAGGCCUUGCCUAUUGGCCCACAACUACAUUCUCCCAAAGAACAAUGCAGAAAGGAUGAGAAAAGCUCCAAGCGCAUCCCUAUGGACCUUGCCGAGGGGAAGCUGAAGCCGCCUGAAGAACAGGGCGAAGCUCGCGAAGCGCAUCUACCAAAGGAGCUGACGGAAUUGAGGCAGAUAGCUGGCCUACGGAUCUGGGAGCCUCUGAAGCCGUUGCCGGUGCCUCCACCAGCCGAGCCGACAAGCGCAAUUGGCACAAUUGUUGCCUGGAAGCCUCCCAACGCAGAUCCUGGACAUCCGCAGCCGGUUGCUUCAACUAUGCCUCGCUUCAACUCGCGGUCCAACUUUGAAGCACAGCCACAGAUCCGCGCAGAGGCCUUGAAUGCUGCAUCCCCCGCCCAGGCGGCUCGCGGCCAGCCGUGCAGGUGUGUGGUUCGUGGGAAGGAGCAGCGCCUGGCUCUUCCGGGACAUGACUGCGAAAUGUGCCGCGGCUUCUACGCAGCCGCCGGCUUGAGUGGUGCCUGUGGAGCAGCCUCCGGACCAAAGUCGUCCAGGCACCGCUCCGAACACGCGCCAACCAGCACUCCACCAGGCUUCUGGGACUUGUCCUUCCCUGUUCACGCCGAGUCCACACCACAGGUCUAG